UCUUACAAAGGCUCACAGUACGCUGUGCUCUGCUAGCCGAACGUCUGUGCCGCGCUUCCCUUGCAAGGUUUCAACAGACUUCAUCAAAAUGCCAUCUCAAAUGGAACACGCCAUGGAAACCAUGAUGUUUACAUUUCACAAAUUUGCCGGAGAUAAAGGCUAUUUAACCAAGGAGGACCUGAGAGUACUCAUGGAAAAGGAGUUCCCUGGAUUUUUGGAAAAUCAAAAAGACCCUCUGGCUGUGGACAAAAUAAUGAAGGACCUGGACCAGUGCAGAGAUGGCAAAGUGGGCUUCCAGAGCUUCUUUUCGCUAAUCGCAGGCCUCACCAUUGCAUGCAAUGACUAUUUUGUAGUACACAUGAAACAGAAGGGAAAGAAGUAAAAAAUCCAGCAAUUACUCCCAUCCUGAUAGAGUUCUCCCAAAGGGUUGCUUAAGGAAUCUGCCCCACAACUUCCCCUUGUAUAAAGAUUUCAUGAGAGAUCAGGACCCUUAGAAAAUGUGCAAAUAACAUCCAACUCCCAUUCAACAAGCAGAGAAAGUUAAAGCUUUUGAUUUUUGUAUUGUUUGCAUCCUUUUGCCCUCAAUAAAUAAAGUCUUUUUUUUUUUCUAGUUCU
Molecule: messenger RNA, 615 nt
Organism: Sciurus carolinensis (gray squirrel)
Lineage: Eukaryota; Metazoa; Chordata; Mammalia; Rodentia; Sciuridae
Gene: S100a10
Product: S100 calcium binding protein A10
Exons: 3
Coding region: 89-382 (97 amino acids)
Cellular component (GO): cytoplasm
Molecular function (GO): transmembrane transporter binding
Source: RefSeq, a predicted model, not a curated record